This is a messenger RNA of Penicillium oxalicum, 2556 nucleotides long. RefSeq names its product putative C6 transcription factor (War1). NCBI's taxonomy places the organism in Eukaryota, Fungi, Ascomycota, Eurotiomycetes, Eurotiales, Aspergillaceae. The record is from RefSeq and is a predicted model, not a curated record. Gene Ontology annotation, cellular component: nucleus. Gene Ontology annotation, biological process: regulation of DNA-templated transcription. Gene Ontology annotation, molecular function: transcription cis-regulatory region binding; zinc ion binding; DNA-binding transcription factor activity, RNA polymerase II-specific. The transcript has 4 exons. The coding region runs from base 1 to 2556 and encodes 851 amino acids.
AUGGACAGCAAUUAUCCAGAACCUCACUCGCACGUGUCAAGAGAGGCCCAGCGCGCUCAUGAAGGACCCUUGGGUAGCCGACAGUAUCUCGGCUUAGGAUCUAAGCCUGUCGGCAAUACCCAAGUUCCAGAGGAACCGCAGCCGGACAUCAAGCGACCACGAGCUUGUGAACCUUGUCGUCAACUCAAAGUCCGUUGUGAUGCAGACCUUGACCACCCUCGUGGCUCUUGCAAGCGAUGUGCCAAAUCAGGGCGUACGUGCGUGGUUACUGCGCCGUCGCGCAAGCGGCAGAAGAAGACGGACACACGUGUGACAGAGCUCGAGCGUAAGAUAGAUGCUCUGACGGCUACUUUGCAAGCGUCGCAUCGUACAGCCCUGGACAAAGAUAUGCCGUCUGCUCAAGCCGGAGAUUUGAGAUUUCUAGAGCAGUCAUCCAGUCGACGCUGGCUAAAGGAUGAUCUGAUUUCCACUACAAAUAAAAGAAGUCACGAGGAGUUGCUAGUAUCGCAGUAUCCUCGACAAGACAGUCCAUCAGCAGAACAACUGCCGCGGCCUCAACCGCCUGCUAGAUGGCUGCGAGUCUCCUCGUCUGAUGAGAUGCCGUCUCCAAAACUAGACAACGAGUUCGUUGACGUGAUUGACAAGGGAUUAGUCGAUGUGGAAACCGCCAGUGCCGCGUUCGAGCGAUAUGUCACCAAAUUUGCUCCUGGGAUGCCGUUCGUGGUAUUUCCACCUGGAACCACCAUGGGCUAUAUACGCCGAGAGAAACCAAUACUGUUCUUGGCAAUCCUUGCGAUUACUAUCGGACCCUUCAAGAAGGAGAUCCAGCUCAAACUUCUCGACGAUGUCUACCGGCUCAUUGCCGAGCGCAUUAUGGUGAAGGGCGAAAAGUCCCUCGAACUCGUGCAGGCGUUGCAGGUGGUAGCGAUAUGGUACCAACCGCCGGAUAAUACGGAAGAGUUGAAAUUUUACCAGCUCACUCAAUUUGCUGUGAUCAUGGCGAUGGACCUUGGCCUGAAUUGGCGAACGGGCACGGAAGAUAAGGGUCUGAAACGGCUGAAAGAGGUGCUGAUGAGAAAGCCCAUGAGCUCGUCGGUCGACACCAGUAGCCCCGAAGCGAAGCGGACAUGGAUCGGUUGUUAUUUCCUGUCUGUUCAGGUUUCGACUUCAAUGCGACGAGCACAGCUCGUGAGAUGGAAUCCACACAUGGAUGAGUGCAUUCGCACGCUGGAAACCCAUCCCGAUGCCCUACCCUCUGAUAGAACAAUUGUCUGGUGGGCAAGGCUGGGCCGAAUCAUGGAAGAAGCUAGCAUACAGCUCGUAUCAGAUGAUGUACAAAACACAAUGACCUUUGCAGACAGCAAAUUUCGGUAUGCGGUCAAGGGUUUCUCCAACCAAUUGGCUCAGUGGCGAAGAGACAUACCGGAGGACGUUUAUAGUAUGCCGAUGGCCCACACUCAUCAUGUGCUCAAUCUUUUCAUCCACGAGAGUGCGAUGAACGUCGACAGCAGAGACGAUCACCUUGCAAUGUCGUCCGAAUCACCUGGUUCCGCCUCGUUUCACGCGCCACUUAUCGACGCGAUCGGAACAUGUAUUCAUUCAAUCCACAGUGCUUUCGACAUGAUAUGUUCUAUCGAACCGGAAAAGAUCAAUUGUUUGCCAACAAACUCUCUAGCACGAACUACCUUUGUUGUUGUCAGCUUGAUUAAAGUCUAUUCUUUGAUCGUGGCACCAAACUCCCAUCUUGGCCAAGUUAUCGAUCUGGGCAGCCUUCAGAUCGAGUCUUAUUUGGAGAAAAUCAUCUCACAUUACCGUGCUGCUGCUAUACGAGACGGCGGGAGAACUGCAGGCAAGUUCAGCUACAUCAUCAUGAUGCUACGGAAUUGGUUCCUCAAGAAGAGAGGCAAUGAGCCUGCUCUGAGGGAGAUCUUUGGCUCCGAAACCCCGUCCAAGCCUUGUGAGCAAAUAAGAAAGCUUACUCAGCACGAAGCAACACCUCUGCAUCUUCUGAGUGAAGUUGCAAUGGGCAACUCGACCAACAACGCUCCAUCGAAGUCGAACAACACCCGCAGCCCGCACGAAAAUGUACCCUAUCGCCCAUCAACGUACGGCCAUGCUUCCAGCCCCGACCUUAAUCCUCCCUUGUACGCCUCCGCAAAGUCUCUCCAUUCACCAGAUACGAGCAAUCAUUCACCGAGUACAUCCAACCAAGCACCGUCAACAACGACCUGGAAUCCCGUAUCUCCCGUUCAGACCCAAAUUCCCGGAAACCCCGGGUACUACAGCUCGUAUACCGCCCCGGAUCCGAAUCAGGGAUACAACGGGAUUCAAUCGUCUGAUCGACCAAAUCAACUUGGCCUUGGGGAUAUGUCAAGCAUGAAUCUACCCAUGCAGAACCAACUCCAUCUUGAUCCUGGCAUGAGUAUGGACGCAGGCUUGGAUUCAUAUGACUUGUACGUGCUAGGAAACAUGGUUGAUGAGGGACUGUUUCCCUUUCCGUUGACCUUUGACGGAAAUCUCGGCGCGUAUGGAAUGAUGAAUGCGGCCGAGUCGUGA